Molecule: messenger RNA, 7439 nt
Organism: Fundulus heteroclitus (mummichog)
Lineage: Eukaryota; Metazoa; Chordata; Actinopteri; Cyprinodontiformes; Fundulidae
Gene: plch1
Product: phospholipase C, eta 1
Exons: 23
Coding region: 415-6081 (1888 amino acids)
Biological process (GO): phosphatidylinositol-mediated signaling; lipid metabolic process
Molecular function (GO): calcium ion binding; phosphatidylinositol-4,5-bisphosphate phospholipase C activity
Source: RefSeq, a predicted model, not a curated record
GGCCCGCCAACCCACCCCUCUUAUUUUUGCGCGCCGUAUUCUCACUCUCUCCACGCCCGUCCUGAGCUGUUGCUUAUUAACAUUCACUCUCUUGUCAGCGACGUCGAGCGUGUGAGAAAUCGGCUUAUCUUUUUUUUUUUUUGCCUCUGUGUUGCGCCUGACGAGCAGAGAAGAUGCGCUUUGCGCAGACCGGAGGAUGAGGAUGGAAGGGGUUUAAGGGGGCGUCUGUAAGAAGGGGGGCAGCAAAAGUGACACACUGUCCUCAUGGCGCGCUUCUUUUGAAACGCCUCAUCGUCAUGGGUGCAUAGGCAUCUUUUUGAUGGCAUGUUGGCAUUUUAUCGCUGCCACGUGAAGGGAAUAAUAAUCUAAAACAAAAGAUGUCCAGAGCGCAUGGAGGGACAACUCCACAUCUAAAUGGCGGAGCUUGAAGUUUGCCGAAAUCUGAGUUUGGAGGGGGUGGAGCGAUGCAUGAGCGUGAUGCAGUCCGGGACACAGAUGGUGAAGCUGAAGGCGGGAUCCAAAGGACUGGUUAGACUCUUCUACCUGGAUGAGCAUCGCUCCUGCAUCCGCUGGAAGCCGUCACGCAAGAGUGAGAAAGCCAAGAUCACCAUAGAUUCCCUUUACAAGGUGACGGAGGGUGGUCAGUCAGAUAUCUUCCACCGGCAGCCAGAUGGCAGCUUCGAUCAGGCCUGCUGCUUUACGGUCUACCACGGAAACCACAUGGAGUCACUCGACCUGGUUACAUCGAACGCAGAGGAGGCCAGGACCUGGAUCACCGGCCUCCGCUACCUGAUGGCAGGGAUUAGCGAUGAGGACUCGUUGGCCAAGCGACAACGCACACACGACCAGUGGAUGAAGCAGACAUUUGAGGAAGCAGAUAAAAACGGAGACGGCCUGCUGAACAUCGACGAAAUCUACCAACUUCUUCACAAGCUGAAUGUUAACCUGCCACGUAGGAAGGUCAAGCAAAUGUUUCAGGAGGCAGACACCGAUGAUCAGCAGGGGACACUGACGUACGAGGAGUUCUCUGUCUUCUACAAGAUGAUGUCUCUGAGACGGGACCUGUUUCUGCUUAUGAUGGCGUACAGUGACAGGAAGGACCACCUGACUGCAGAGGAGCUCACCAACUUCCUACGCAUUGAGCAGAGGAUGACCAACAUGACUACAGAGUAUAUUGCAGAAAUCAUUGACAAGUUCGAGGUGUCUGAUGAAAACAAACAAAAAGGCGUUUUGGGCAUAGAAGGUUUCACAAGUUUUAUGCGCAGUCCAGCGUGUGACAUUUUCAACCCUUUGCAUCAUGAGGUGAACCAGGACAUGGAGCAGCCUCUGUGUAACUACUUCAUUGCCUCUUCUCAUAACACGUACCUGACUGGAGACCAGCUCCUCUCCCACUCCAAGACGGACAUGUACGCCUGGGUGCUGCAGUCUGGCUGCCGCUGUGUGGAAGUUGAUUGUUGGGAUGGACCUGAUGGAGAGCCGAUGGUGCAACAUGGAUAUACCCUGACAUCCAAAAUAACAUUCAAGUCCGUCAUAGAGACCAUCAACAAACAUGCCUUUAUAAAUAACCAAUAUCCGGUGAUUCUGUCCAUCGAGAACCACUGUAGCAUCCAGCAGCAAAAGAAGAUUGCACAGUACUUGCGGGAAAUCUUUGGAGACAAACUGGACGUGGGAGAUGUGCUGAGCAGAGAUUCCAAAACAUUACCCAGUCCACACAGCCUGCAAGGAAAGAUCCUCAUCAAAGGGAAGCGCCUGCCUGCCUAUUUAUCUGCGGAUGCUGAGGAGGGGGAGGUGUCUGAUGAUGACAGCGCUGAUGAAAUUGAAGAAGACUUCAAACUCAAAAGCAGUAAUGGCAACGGCCAUCACCAAGUGGAGUCUCACAUCAGAAAGAAACUGGACUCUCUUCUGAAGGAGUCUCGGAUCGUAGACAAGGAGGACACUGACAGCUUCAGCAUCCGAGCUCUUCUCAGAGCCACUCACCAGGGCCUUCAGAAGAACCUGCGGCAGAGCUCCAGAGGGGUUCUGAAGAAAUCCCAAAGCAGAUCUCUCAUCACAACACUGAAACAGAAGAGGCACUCCAAAUCAAGGCUGGCUUGUCAGAGCGUGGAGAAGGAGGACGACGUUCAGGAAAGGUCUGGGAGAGAGGCUGGUGGACAGUUCAACAGGGGUGGAAGGAAGAGGAAGACAAUAAAAUUAAGCAGAGAUCUGUCAAACCUGGUGGUCUUCACCAAUUCUGUCGCCUCACAGGAGUGCUUAAAUGAAGGGACUCCAGGUGACGUUUUGUCGUUCAGCGAGACCAGAGCGCAAUCUCUGGUUAAUCACAGGGCAGAGCAGUUCCUGGCCUUUAACCAGAGGCAGCUGUCAAGGAUUUAUCCCUCAGCCUAUCGUAUCGACUCGUCUAAUUUCAACCCGCAGUUCUACUGGAACGUUGGUUGCCAGUUGGUUGCGCUGAACUAUCAGACAGAUGGACGGAUGAUGCAGCUCAACAGAUCCAAGUUUAUGGUGAAUGGAGGGAUUGGCUACGUUCUUAAGCCCCCUCCCAUGUGUAAAGGCUCCUUCAACCCAUUCAGUGAUGACCCACUUCCAGCUUACCCCAAGAAACAGCUCAUACUCAAGAUCAUUAGUGGACAGCAGCUGCCCAAACCACCGGACUCCAUGCUGGGGGACCGUGGAGAGAUUAUUGAUCCUUUCGUUGAAGUGGAGAUCAUUGGUUUGCCCGUUGACUGCUGCAAGGAACAGACGAGAGUUGUGGAUGAUAAUGGUUUUAAUCCAGUGUGGGAGGAGACACUAUCUUUCACACUUCACAUGGCUGAGCUGGCACUUGUGCGUUUCCUCGUCUGGGACCAUGACCCAAUCGGACGAGACUUUAUUGGUCAACGGACUGUUGCCUUCAGUAGCCUGAUGCCUGGUUACAGACAUGUUUUCCUGGAGGGGCUGACUGAGGCUUCCAUCUUUGUGCAUGUGUCAGUGCAUGAUGUGUACGGCAAAUGGAGCCCUCUUGUCCUGAACCCAAGCUUUACCAUAAUGCACUUUUUAGGAAGUAGCAAGAGUCGUCAACUACGGGGUAUUCGAGGUUUCUUCAACCGCUCCUCCAAGUCCUCUGUGGACACAAACACCUCUGGUCUUCGGAAGCGCUCCAUUAGUGAUCACCUCCUGCGGCGAACAGCCAGCGCCCCGGCAAAGGGACGAAAGAAGACAAAGAUGGCGCUAUCGGAGUCAGUGGCUUCAAUAUGUGAUCAUAGGAAUGGUGCUGAUGCAGGGGCAUCAGGAGGAGAAGGGCUUUCAGUGACGGCAGAAGGAGCCGAGAAGCCACUUCAGCCUCGAGCCGCACUUAUCCAUAGACCCAUUUCCAUGCCAUUAGACAGACUUCUGGAAGGGCAACUCUCAAUCUGCUCCCCAGAGAGGGAACAGCAUGAUGUGGGUGCAGACUCUAUCACCGGAACUUCUCGAUUCGACAGGCCCAGGUCUUCCUCCGUGGUUUUCAUUGAACCCCGGUUUUCUGUUAAAUCAGACAUCUCUACCCCUUCAAAAACAAACAGAAAGAAAGAAUGGGAUCAGCUCAAUGAGACUUCCUAUCUGGUUAUUGGUGGAAAGGAAGACAUAUAUAUCAAUUACCAGUCAGAACAAAGCAAGUCAAAUAAUUUCCUCAAAGAAACAGAGAAAACUUCCUCCAUGUUGCUUUCAACAAACAACAAGACAACAUUAGAUAAACCAGAAACAUCAUCAAAUAGUACAACAUUCACAGUUGCACCUUCAGUCUCCUCCUCCUCCUCAGCCCCUUCAUCAAUGGCAACAGUUUCUGGAACAAACUAUGUUCUGAAAAGUCCUAGCUCUUUACAUGAUAGCACUAUCUCCAGACUCAUUGAUGCUGUAUCUUUGGGCAAUGAACAAGACACAUGUUGCUCUGUUUCUGCUCUUAUUGAUCAGUUUGAGAUGACUGUUGACCAAAAGAAUCCAACUACAUCAUCUCAGAACAUCACUCCAUCCCAGACUUUAAACCUUAGGCCCACCUCACCUAAGUCCCAAGAAAAUUUAAGGUCUCCUCUCUUAGCCAAAAUGGCGUCUCCUCAAAAGAAACUCUUGAUGUAUCCCCAAAAGGCAAAUAAUGUAAGUAGUAAAAGUUCCUCACCCAAUAAGAUUUCCCAGGCAGAUAAACCUGCUCUAGCUCUCAUCUCUAGCCCAGAAACCGCUGAUCUUGAAGAGGUCUACACUAUUCUGGACGAGGAAGUUUUGACACCCGUGUCUGUGUACAACCUAAAGAAGCAGACAGUUCAUGUUCAGGCAGAUACUACAGAAAGCACUCCUUCAAGCAGUCUGGCAUCCUCGCCGGUGAAAUCAACUCACAUCCUAGGGAAAGGAAGCAGUUUGGGCUGGAAUGGUGUGAAUGAAAUGUGGGGUGACAGUGAAAUUGUUUUAGAUCAAGAGGAGAGAGUGUAUGAGGAGGUGGGAGAUGCUCCAGAUGCAACCCCUAAAACAGAACAGGGUCCUUCUAAAAGGUACACAAGCUCCUACUCCAGAGACUCUGUUCAGAUUCUCCACUGUUCAACUGGAGAGUCUUUUACAGAAGUGGAGCUAAAUGUUGAUGAAGAUCCAUUGGGGAUUAUGCCAAACCACAGUAAACAGUGGGGUAGGUUUUCAAGUCCCGUUAAACACCAAGCUAUUUACCAAAAUCAUGACUUCACUCCUAGCUACUCGCAACCCACACAUGAUUCUUCAAAUCCUCAACCACAGUAUACAACACAAUCACAGUUUUCAUUCCCAGUGAAUAACCAAUCCCUCCAAAUGACCAUUCAUCACAAACAAAACAACUCAAAACUUCCACGCUGCCAGAGAUAUGUGAACUCUGGACCCCUAGUCCCCAGUCCUCUUCGUCAGAAUAGCUACCCCAUGCCUCAGAGCAACUUUGAGGUAUUUAACAACAGCCAAACGUCUGACUUAAGGAGCUGUAGUUCAACCCCAAUAUUCAACGGGUCUCACCAACACAGACCAGAAAACAGUCAGAUUUAUCAAGAGAAAGGAGGCUUCUACAAUGGUUUUUCCUCAGCCGAAAGCCUCUCAAGUCAAUAUGCUGUAUCUCAGAACAGGUCUAGACACAGAGCUCUAUACUCUCCUUCUUCUGAAUGUGAAGCAUUGUAUAGCCAACUGGACUAUGGUAGCAUUAUGCCCUCAUCAGAGUCUGUAACUUCUCAAAACAUCCAACUACAUAGCCAAGUUCAAACACACUCUAUACAGACUGGGAAAAAUAAGACCAACCUCACUGAUAACAGACACCAUCAACAAUCCAAAGUCAGAGAUUCACUGCAAUCAAAUUUAAGGCCUUCAUCAGCUUAUCUCCAGUCUUCUAUCACAGAUUCCACAGCCUUUAACCCAUGCAAGUCUAAGUCACUCGGAGACUUGACAUCUGAAGACAUUUCAUGCAACUUUCAAAGCAAAUACAACAUAAUUAGUCGCAGUUUCAUUACUCCUCACACAUCACGUCAAAAGCCUAUAGGUACGACAAGCAAACACACUUUGCACGCAAAGUCUUGCGAUCCACUUACAGAGCAGCUACGCAAACUGGUUAGCUUGGAGUUAGAUGAUGGUUUCAGAGAAAGACCCCAGUACCCUCAAUUGCUACAAGAACCAAAGAUCCAACCGACAGAACCCCAAGAAACAAGUAUAGCUCAAAUUGCUCCAAGUGAUCUAGAUGAUUCCCCUCCACCAAUGCUUACCCGCCGCCUGUCUUCUCGAAGCCAAAGCCGAGUGCGCCACAUCAACAGUCGUGCCCGCGAGAGACAACAAGAAGCCCUAAAAGCUCGGCCAGGGGUGGUGAUCAGUAGUGGUGACAGCAUUGGUGGAGUGGUACGGAGAAAUAAACCAUCCCUGCAAAAUCAACCUCCUAACAGACACUCUACUGGCUCAUACAUAGCAGGCUACCUUGAUGAGCUGGAGGACAGAGGACUCCCCGAAGGAGCCUGCACUUCAGUACAUUAUGGCAAUGUGGACCAUUUUCGAGAUCAGUACUAUACAGAUGAUUCUCUCCCUCUUGGAAACACUUCUUAUUCCGAAUCGGAACCGGAAGUCUACUUUCUGCUUAGGUUGUAGCUCUGACUAUAUCAUGGCAUGGAGUAAAGGACAAAUUACUUAACUCUCUUUAGAUUCAGUUAGACCAAAAGCAAGAUGACAAUUACAAUGAAAUAUUGCACUUGUUUUAUUGACAUGUCUGGGCUGUAAGUAGUCUACAACAAAGGUCUUCAACCCUGAGUCCUCAGGACCCCAUGUCCUACAUGUUUUAGAAUUGUCUCUGUUCCAGCACAACUAAAGGAAAUGAUUGCAUUACCUCCUCAGCAGCCAGAGAGGGCUAUAGAGGCAUGUUAAUCACCCAUUUAUUUAAGUCAGGUGUUUAGGGAUAGGGAAAUACCUAAAAGAUGGAGGAUGAUGGGUCCAAAGGGCCAUGGUUGAAGAACUCUGGUUUACAAUAUACUGUAAGUAAAACAUUGCAUAUAAUCCAUGGUUGGACCUGAAAGCAUGAAAUGUCCACCUGUAUGAAAUGUCCACUUUUCUGUCAGGAAUGGUGUUUUGGCUGUGUGUUGUCUAUAUUAUCCCUGAUGUAUAAAUGUACUUGAGAACGUCGAGUCCCUUCAAAUGGCUUCCUGGAUGGAUUGUAAAAAUUCUUGUCAUCAUUGUCCUUGUGUUGUACUGUCCAAUAUAUGUACAAUGACAAUGAAGCAAAAAAAAAGGAAAAAAAGCAGAGAAAUAAUGUCUUUCUUUGCAUCAUUUGAAUGUGUAGAAUAAUGAAGCGGCUACUUUUAAUAGAUGGGGUUUAUCUUUUCAUCUAUGAAAUGUAAGUCUUCCCCCUCUUUUUAGUGGCAUUUGCUUAUCUGUGUUGUUUGUAAAUACCCGUGAUAUUAUUUUUCAUUUGAGGUCAGUUUUAGCUGAGAAUAACUCUGAACUUUACACCUAUGUUUGUGCAUGUUACAUGUGAACAUGUCAAGCAUGACUAUGCACUAGUUUAUACGGUAGAUGUUGGAUUACCCAAACACAUUUGCACAGAGCAAACAGAGGUUAAAGGCAUGUUUGUAUUGGGUGCAAUACAGUACAUCAACUUCUGUGCUUGGACUUGUUACUCUUGAUAACCUGUAGAAUUUGAUGGCAAAAAAAUCUAAGAAUUGGAAUUUAAAGGUUUUUAUUUUUAUAAUUGCUUUGAUACAGACAGUGAAAAUACUAUUGUUCUUUCUGGUUAUUUUGUUUUGUAUAACUUAAGAGUCUCAGCAAAGAAAGAGAUAAAUACACAGAGUCAACAUAGGGAGGAAAAGACAGCUAUGCUGUUGGUUUGUUUUCUUUUGAAAAAAAAAAAUGUUUCAGUAUUAUACCACACUUUCUUUCUUUGUAUUGUUGCUCACUCCAGAACUGUGAGGAUUUUUCCUAUCAAUGCAAUAAAAUAUAUAAAUAAUUGGUUUGAA